AUGGAUGAAAUUUUGAUGAAUCAAACUCAUGCAGUAAAUGCAUCAGAAAAUAAUUCGGAACAGGAUAAAGAUGAUUGUGCUAUUGUCGUUCCAGCAAAAGUUAGCUUCGGAAAUGUUGCUAUGCAUUUAGAUUUGAAAAUUGAUCAGAAAACCUUCGCUGCGGCAUCAGGAAUAUCGAAAGCAUUUGAAGAAGCUGUUUGUUCUCGAAUUUCUGCUGGAACAACUACGGGUAGUGAUAAUGCUGCUGGUUCUUGUCGAUUACAAAUACCGCCAGCACAAUCACAUGAUUUUUUGAUCUCGCAUAAUCACCGUAAUGGGUACAGUUGCUCGAAUUGUACUUGUCCUCAUGAUGAAAAUAAGGCAUAUGAAGGAAAGGAGCAAGUUAAUGAAGUUUGCAGUUCUACAGUGGAUACUAGUCCACUUUGUGAUACAGCUUCAUCACCGAUUGCAAUUGAUUCACAAGGGUGUACUGAUUUAAAACGUGAUUCGUGUGGUGAAACAUAUUCUUUGGAUCCGCGUCCCUCUUCAUCAGCUCUUACUAGCAAUUCUAGUGGGUCUUAUAAUCAAAUUGAUACUUCAUUUGAUCCAUCUCCUUCACCUGUUGGAGAAUCUCCUUUCAAUUCAAGGCGCAAAAGAGAUAAAAUUUCGAAUUUAUCUCGCCUUUGUGAAUAUACAGAUCCCAAAAAAGGACCAUGUCGUCAAAGGGCUAUUGUGCAAUAUAGAUUUUGCAUUCGACAUAUUCUUAAUGAUCCGAAUGCUCCGUAUCACCGAUGUGAACAUAAACGGAAGCCCAAGAAUAAAAGUGAUGUUGUGGCUUAUUGCACGAAUGCAGUAAGGAAAGAUAAAGGUUCUGUAUUUUGCACUACACAUAUGAUAAUGACUGGUCAGAGGGAGCCAAAACGAAAAAAAUUAGUUCAGAAGGUUACUAUAGAUAAAGUGAAGAUGGAAGAUGAUCCCGAUAUAUGGGUUGACAAUAGUGGUGAUAAUUCGACAUGGCUAAAUAACGUAAAAACGGAAUUAAUAGAGCAGCCAGUUGUUUGCUUAGAAAACGUAAAUUACGAGCAGAAUCGAAUAAAUUCGGUUUCGGUUGUUCAUGGUUAUGAAUCGCCUGAAGUUCAAAAAAGUGGUAUUAAUGAACGUUGGAUUGUUGAUUCUGAGUCAGUUAAUUCAGCAGCUGCACCCAAAGUAAUUGUGAAACAGAUGUCUGUCAUAGACAAUUCUCAUUGUUCAACAGCACAUUUAUUGAAUAAUCACAUUUCCAAUCACACUAAUCAGAAUGUAGCGGUAAUACCUGUAUCUGUCAAUGCCGGACAGAAUUUCCCAGUUAUGCAUCCUGUUCGCAAUGUUCAGAUAGUUGAAAAUGGACCUUGUUGCUCAAAAAUCGCCACUUGCCCACUUAGAGUCGAACAAGUUGUUGUUCAACGCAUUGCCAUGCAGCAGCCACUUUCUCCACAAUUAUUGUAUCGAGAUACUUCCUCUACAUUAACAAAACAACAUCCACAACUUGCAGCAAAACUUUUGGAGAAUUCGAUUAUUUAUCCUCAACAAGUGCAUUCUUCAUUGAAUUUCAUCCAGCACCAGAAUUUUCGUAGCGGUGUAAUGGGCCAUACUAUCUUAAAACCGUUACCACAUAUUCCGCAGCAACUUUUAUCAGACGACUCGCAGCUGUUAAAGCCUAAUUAUUAUGCUUUAACCGAUGAUGAAAAUGAUGUGGACUCCAGUGAUUCUGCGAAAAGGUUAAUCAAGUUGUGUCAAAAGAAAAGAAAGCCGAAAAUUAAAGGUUGGUAUCGAAAAGUACCAGUAGUAAAUGAAAUGUGCAAAGCAUUUGAAUUAUUGGACUCUGACGAAGCAGAUCUCUUUCCUCUGGGCCUUGAGCCUUCUGAUGAUGAAGAUAACAAUUCUGAAAGUGAACAAAUGCUUGAAAUGUAUGAACAUGAACAAACAACUGAUGAGAUGUCUUCAAAUUCGAAUUGUUUCAUUGGUGCAUUGAGAGUAUAUCUUUUAAAAAAGCAGUUAAGAUUAGAUAAGACCAGAUUGUGGCACAUCGCUAACAGACAUGCAGCAGUGUCCAUAGCCAGUAAACUUUGUGCGAGUGGAGCUUCGCAUGCUUUUUAUGAUCGGUCAAAAAGGCGAAGCACCACGAAAAUUCGACAACGAUGCGCGUUUAUAAUCAAAAAUUCUGGUGAAUGCGAUGUUAGGUGCAUGAAAACUUGUCUCCCUUUUAGUAAUUACUGCCAAAGGCAUAUUGCAAAUUCUAUUAGCCAGCAGUUGUAUUCCUACUGUACAGAACGUGGUUGCAGUCAGACAUUUCUUCGCACCAGUAACUAUUCAGUGUCAGACGUUUGUCAGCAUCAUGCUGAACUUAUGCGAAGUCAAGCAUCGACGAAUUUUAUAGAAACUAAUCUUUCACAUAAAUCGGAUAUUCCUGUUCCAAUGAUGAAUUCAUUUGCUGAACGAGAUCCUUUUAUUGAUGAUCAGCCCAUUCACCCGUCCCAUCCGCUUCAUCAGAAUGAUAAUGCUAUGCCAUUUGGAGACCCUGAAAUAUUUGGACCAAGCUAUGGCAUCGGCAGUGAAGAAGAUCUGGAUAUUACAUUCGGUUCUGGUAGAGAUUUGGAAGGUCAAUUGGAACAAAUGCUUGAUCGGCUACCGCCUGAUGCUGAAAUUGGAGACUUGGAAUCAGAAAAUACGAAGGAUAUUGACAAUUUUUCAUCCGUAAAUUUGGGCCAUACAUGGGAUGAUAUCGAGCAGUUUUUGAUUUCUGAGGGUUAUAAUAAUUUUUCCAGUGAUUCACUAACAGCAAAUGAAGCGGGAUCUACUACGCCAUUAUAUUCACCAAACGGGUCUAAUGUAGUUUCACAGAAUUUUGGUCAACAUCGUUGA
Molecule: messenger RNA, 2880 nt
Organism: Dracunculus medinensis (Guinea worm)
Lineage: Eukaryota; Metazoa; Nematoda; Chromadorea; Rhabditida; Dracunculidae
Source: the annotation of a GenBank genome assembly